GUAUGAGAAACAGGCUUGAUUCAGGAAGAAGCACAGGAAGAGGCUGAAUUCAGAUAACGCUGGCGCUACGGAGGUGAAGGCAAACUAUUCUUUGCAAAGCUUUUUAGUAUCUCUCUGGACCGGGGUUGUUUUUUCUGCCUGUAACUUUGGAGUUUUGACAUCCUGCAAUUGAGGCUGAGCGUGGCAGUUCACGGCGUGGCGUUGCCUAGCCAGCGGUGGUAGUGGCUGUGCUGAGCUAUAGGGCUACAUGCCAUGGGCUGUGUUUUCUCCCUGCCAGAAGACAGGAGAGAUGCUGCUGAGAGAGCCCCCACAACAAGAGAAACAAGUUUCAUCGAGAAAAUGAAGAAAACGGGAAAGAACAUUAUUGUGUUCUACGGCUCCCAAACUGGCACGGCAGAAGAGUUUGCCAACAGACUCUCCAAAGAUGCCCAGCGCUAUGGCAUGAAAGGAAUGGCUGCUGACCCAGAGGAAUAUGAAAUGGGUGAACUGUCUCGAUUGUCUGAGAUCAAAAACUCGCUAGCCAUAUUCUGUAUGGCCACCUAUGGAGAAGGAGACCCGACAGAUAAUGCCCAGGAUUUCUACGAUUGGCUGCAGGAAAAUGAUGAUGAGGACCUUUCUGGACUCAACUUCACGGUAUUUGCUUUAGGCAACAAAACAUAUGAACAUUACAACGCCAUGGGGAAAUACGUUGACAAAAGGUUGGAGGAACUUGGGGCCAAGCGCAUUUUUGACCUCGGUUUAGGAGAUGAUGAUGGCAAUUUGGAAGAGGACUUCGUCUCAUGGCGAGAGCAGUUUUGGCCUGCGGUUUGUGAGCACUUUGGAGUGGAAGCCUUGGGCGAUGACUCGAGCAUACGCCAAUAUGAGCUCAAGGAGCACACUGACAUCAACAUGAAUAAAGUGUUCACAGGAGAGAUUGGCCGUCUGAAGAGCUUUGAGAUCCAGAAGCCACCAUAUGAUUCCAAGAAUCCGUUUUUGGCCCCAGUCACUGUCAACCGUAAACUCAAUAAAGGUGGUGAGAGGCAUCUGAUGCACCUGGAAUUAGACAUUUCAGGCUCUAAGAUCAGAUACGAGUCAGGAGACCAUGUGGCUGUUUUCCCUACAAACGAUGCGGCAUUGGUGAAUAAGUUGGGGCAAGUCCUUGGCGUGGACCUUGAUGUGGUUAUCUCUCUGAACAACCUUGAUGAGGAGUCCAAUAAAAAGCACCCUUUCCCCUGCCCUACAACAUAUCGCACAGCUCUGACGCACUACCUCGACAUCACACAUCCUCCUCGCACCAAUGUCCUCUAUGAGCUUGCACAGUAUGCCUCCGAUCCCAAAGAACAGGAGAAUAUGCGCAAGAUGGCCUCCUCCUCCCCUCAGGGCAAGGCGCUCUACCAGAGUUGGGUGUUGGAGCCCUGUAGAAAUAUUCUUGCCAUUCUAGAGGACAUGCCAUCUUUAAGGCCCCCCAUUGACCACCUGUGUGAACUACUGCCUCGUCUCCAGGCUCGCUAUUACUCCAUAGCCUCCUCCUCUAAAGUUCAUCCAAACAGCAUCCACAUAUGUGCAGUGGUGGUGGAGUACAAGACAAAGACGAACCGUAUCAACAAGGGAGUGGCCACUAACUGGUUGAAGAACAAGUUGGUCACUGACAAUGGCCACAAAUCUACUGUUCCCAUGUAUAUCCGCAAGUCUCAGUUCCGCCUCCCCUUCAAGGCCAGCGUCCCGGUUAUUAUGGUUGGUCCAGGGACAGGAAUUGCGCCUUUCAUGGGCUUCAUCCAAGAGAGGGGCUGGCUCAAACAGCAAGGAAAGGAAGUCGGAGAGACGGUGUUGUUCUAUGGCUGUAGAUAUAAGAAUGAAGAUUAUCUCUACCAAGAAGAGCUCGAGGAGGCUGAGAAGAAUGAAGUCCUAACAAGGUUGAAUGUUGCCUUCUCCCGAGACCAGGAGCACAAGGUUUACGUUCAGCAUCUCUUGAAGAAAAAUAAGGAGGACAUCUGGAAGCUCGUUCACGCAGAAAAUGCACAUAUCUACAUUUGUGGGGAUGCAAGGAACAUGGCAAAGGAUGUGCAGAUUGCCUUCUAUGAGAUAGCAGAAGAGGUUGAAGGCAUGACACGGACCCAGGCUACAGACUACAUCAAAAAACUGAUGACCAAGGGACGCUAUUCACAAGAUGUAUGGAGUUAAAACCUUCAACCUGAGCCCUAAUCUCAUGAUUUAAAUACUUGUUUUUAAUUUGUGGCAUAUUUUUAAGAGAUUUUUAUUUUAUUGGGACUGAAUAUAAAAAUAUUUAAGUCUUUCAUUUUUCAUCCUGGUUUAUGAAGCUAAUGGUGGAAGGCCUACCUCUGCAGGUUAUUGAGUAAACCCAUUGCACAGCUUUUAAUGCUCCUACUCAUCUACAGCACAUUGUAUAACUGGAUCAUCAGCUCUUGUCCUUCAGUCUUCUCAAGCACUGUACGGGUCCCCUGUGCUGUUAAGGUUGACUGGUGGGUUAAAGUAUAUUUCCUGAAUGAUUUGAGGGUUUUCAAACUUUAAAUUGGAAUAAGAUGCAAAUCAAAUUACUGUCAUUUCAAAUAUGUUGAUGAUGAUGCAUUUUAAUAAUUAAAUUUGCAAUGUUACCCCCCCUCGCAGUUUAAAUGUCAACACUAGUUGGAGUGCUGGCAUAGCACUACACAAAAGUUUCCUUUAGAUCAGAAUACAAUGAAAUAUAAAGUUUUGAGGGAAAUAUUUUGUAGUUCAGUGACAAGUGUAAAGGUGUAAUAUAAUGUUCAGGUACAUGUUUGACAAGGGAUUUUUACUGACAGGUUUAAUCAGUGAUUAACUUGAGAUACAGGUAGUUGAUGCGAAGGGGAUUACUGUGUCUAUUUUAUUUCAUAAACGCAUGCAAUUUUGAAAAGGUAUGAGCAUGUAUAAUUGUAAUUUUUAUAUGUUGAGGAUAAAUCUGAUCUGUAGCAAUAUCUGGCCAUUUUUGUAAUGACUGAAUAACAUAAUGGUUCGUCCAGCGUCAAUAGCGCAGCUGGCUGUACGUUUUAUUGCAACUGAUGUAUACAUUGUCCGGUUGCUUGUGUACAACGUGGGGAAAAUGUCUCUCUGAUCCUGGUCUGUGUUUUGCCCAUACCACUUUGAUGUGAAGCAUGGAUUUGAAGAGUAAAUGUUGCAAUUCUGCCAGCCAGCUAGACUGCAGCCUGUGCCUUUUCAACACUGCCUUACAUAUUGGAUUUGUAAACAUCAUUUAACUAUUUUUUCUUUUUAUCCUGAAUCUUUCAUUUACACUAACAUUAGACUCUCUGCUCAAGACUGUCACUUUUGUCUAUUCCUUGUUGUGCUGAUAUUGUUUGAUCACAUUGCCUGCCUUUUUUAUAUGUAAAUGAAUAAAAAUUGAAUAAUUUGUCACCAU
Corythoichthys intestinalis (scribbled pipefish) is the source of this 3370-nucleotide messenger RNA. RefSeq names its product P450 (cytochrome) oxidoreductase b (gene porb). Bases 253 to 2160 code for a protein of 635 amino acids. The record is from RefSeq and is a predicted model, not a curated record. Gene Ontology annotation, biological process: response to hormone. Lineage: Eukaryota; Metazoa; Chordata; Actinopteri; Syngnathiformes; Syngnathidae. The transcript has 15 exons. Gene Ontology annotation, molecular function: FMN binding; flavin adenine dinucleotide binding; NADPH-hemoprotein reductase activity. Gene Ontology annotation, cellular component: cytosol.